AAAAACAUCCCCCGGGAUUCAUACCGGGCUUGGGUUCCACCUCCGGGCUUCCUCGAAGAUGGCUUUGUUUCUGUCGACUUGGUUCCGACUCGGCUCGAUUCGGUCUAACCCCCGUGGAGUCCGCCAGCUUCUGAACACUGAUGUGGACGGAUCGAUGGUCUGACUUUGACGCACGGCUCCGGUCCGGCAGAAAGACCCGAGUGGAGUGGAGCAAAACCUCCGCGGUCUCUGAACCGCACGAGGACCGAACCGAACUAUGGCCUUGGGGAAGGGGAGGGGAGGAGGACAACAUGUCGACAGAGCGGCGACCAUGGCGAUGCAGGUGUCUGAGUCCGAUCAGAUCAAGCAGUUCAAGGAGUUUCUGGGAACCUACAACAAGGUGACGGAGAACUGCUUCAUGGACUGCGUCAAAGAUUUCACCACCAGAGACGUCAAACCAGAGGAGUCCAGCUGCUCUGAGUCCUGCCUGCAGAAGUACCUGAAGAUGACCCAGCGGAUCUCCAUGCGCUUCCAGGAAUAUCACAUUCAGCAGAACGAGGCUCUGGCUGCCAAAGCGGGUCUGCUGGGUCAACCUCGCUGAAGUGGACCCCGCGGCUCUGAGAGCGUGAGCAGAACCACGCCGGUCCUGGUCCAGCAGAUCCACCGUCACCGGGAAAUGGACUGAAGUUGCACCUACUCGUCUAUAAGUUGUUUCUCCGUCACAGAAAGAUGGAAAACACAGCUGUUAGACUGUAUGUUCAAAACCAAAACUCUGCAAGGAUCAUUUUGAGUUUUACAAUAAAAUGUGUUUUUUUUUAAUUUAA
Messenger RNA from Oryzias latipes (Japanese medaka), 803 nucleotides. RefSeq names its product translocase of inner mitochondrial membrane 9 homolog (gene timm9). The record is from RefSeq and is a predicted model, not a curated record. Lineage: Eukaryota; Metazoa; Chordata; Actinopteri; Beloniformes; Adrianichthyidae.